Molecule: messenger RNA, 888 nt
Organism: Paramuricea clavata
Lineage: Eukaryota; Metazoa; Cnidaria; Anthozoa; Malacalcyonacea; Plexauridae
Source: the annotation of a GenBank genome assembly
AUGAUGCACAGAUUUGGAAGAUCGGUACCUGAGCUAAGUUUAAUAGCCUCAGAAGUAACUGAUUUCAUGUUCGAAAACCACGGUCAUCUUUUGCGAACAUUUUAUCAACAAUGGCUGGAACCAGAUUGCCUUGUAGAGUUUGCAAAUGCUAUCCACAUUCACGGUGCAGCAUUGACAAACUGCUGGGGUUUUGUUGACGGAACUGUCAGACCAAUUGCUCGCCCAAAUCAGCAUCAGCGAACUGUUUACAACGGACAUAAACGGGUUCAUGCGAUAAAAUUUCAGUCCGUUGUUGCACCAAAUGGGCUUAUUGCAAAUCUUUACGGACCAGUAGGUAAGUUUAGUGUUUAUAAUUUAUCACUAUCUUUGUCGCUUUAGCAAAACUCGAACAUUCUCAAUUGCAAAAUUAAAUGUCGAUUGUCACCUGCCAAGUAACUGCCAAGUAUAUUUAAAGUUAAAACUUGAAAAAAUCUUUGGAAUUCAAAAAUAGGUUUUGGGGACAAACCCUGAUUCGCUAAAUAUUAUUCUAAUUGCAAUCCACUAGACAAACAGAUGGUUUGUUCACAAAUCUAUGAUAUUUAUAUCUAUGAUACUAUUUUCCACUGGAGCAGCACACUUCCACUUUGGAAUAUAUGUUUUGCCAAAUUGUUGUCAAAUCAACCUGAAAUGAUGUCAUUGAACAUAAUUUCUCAUGCCAAUCAAAUUACCUUAUGUUAUUAUGAUCUUUUAUCUUUAUUAUGUAUUAUGUAUUAUAACCAGAUAGUUUUAAUUAAUUGUUCUGUCAAUAUAGAGGGAAAAAGACAGACAGACGCAGGCAUGCUUAGAAUGUCAGGUUUACUGGAGUCUUUGGAAACCCAUUGCAACACAGCAGCUGGUGAACCUCUUUGA